Messenger RNA from Prinia subflava (tawny-flanked prinia), 3607 nucleotides. RefSeq names its product filamin binding LIM protein 1 (gene FBLIM1). NCBI's taxonomy places the organism in Eukaryota, Metazoa, Chordata, Aves, Passeriformes, Cisticolidae. The transcript has 9 exons. Gene Ontology annotation, biological process: cell-cell adhesion. The record is from RefSeq and is a predicted model, not a curated record. Bases 1196 to 2197 code for a protein of 333 amino acids. Gene Ontology annotation, cellular component: focal adhesion; stress fiber. Gene Ontology annotation, molecular function: filamin binding.
CACCUCCGGGCAGGCGACACCCCCUCCUCCGGGCAGGGAACCUCGCCCGCAAGGUACGACCCUUCCAGGUAGGGGACGGGGGCCACCCUCAGGUAGGGACUACCCCAGGUGUGGGAUUGGGACCCCCCCAGGAGGGGACAGGGGACACCCCAAUAUGGGACACGGGACCCCACACGUGAUGGGAUAAGAACCACAGUCAUCCUGGGAUGAGACAAGGGGACCAAGAGCCAUCCCCAAGGAAGGGAUUGGGGGCUCUCCCAGGGAGGGGAUGGGGGCUCCCAGCAGGGGGACACGGUGGAACCACUGCCCCAUAGGGUACAUCGCACUGCCAGGUAGGGAACAGGGAGCUGUGGGGCUGCACGGUGUGACACAGGGGAUGCCGGGGGCGCUGCAAGGCCACCCCCCAGGUAAGGGACAAAUAGGGACAAGAGAACAGUGAGACCACUUGGGGUGAGGGGAGAAAGAACACCAAGUGUUGUGUACCCCCAUCCCAUCCCUUUUUCCUUGGGCGUCCUCGGAGCACCCUCUGAGAUGGGAGGCUCCUCUGAGAGGUUCCUGGGGCAGGGGACAGAGUUGAGGUGCAGCUCUAGAGGGCCCCCAGUUUUGGAGGUUGUGGGGUUACCCCAUAAGUGGCCCUAUGCCCAUCAAUCCCACCUGAGCUUCCAUCCCAGGAGAUUUUAGGGAAACCAGGGGGGUUCCUUUCCAGUGUGGCCUCGGCCACCCCAAACCAGGAUAGAGCUACACGGGGAGGUGGGGACCCUCAUUAAUGCACUCCUCGAGCCUGGACCAGCCCGCUGUCCCCCGGCUGUGGGGGGAAUCUGGGGGGUGCUGCCACGGGGCCGCCGGGAUCCCGUCAGCCCCGGCACAAAGAGGAAUGCGAUGAGCACAUGGUUCCCAUUAACCCCGGAGAUUUUUUUUUUUUCUCUUUUAGGCUGGGUUUUCCGCAGCUCUGCUGGGGAGGAGGAAAAGCGGCGGCUCCGGCGGGUGAGAAGCUGGACGAAGGCCGGUAGCGCCGAGGCUGAAGUCACCGGCAAGAACAUCACAAAGCUUUUCCCCCACCUCAGAGAGUCUGUCUGCCCCUAAAAGGAUGUGCGGGCCCCCACGAGUAGGAUUUUGGGGGAGCAGAGCUGCAUGAGACCAGCAACAUUCAUCACACAGAAUCAGCCCCCAAACCAGCUCUUCCACGGCUUCAGCAAUGUUGCCAGGGAAAGCGGAGAAAAGAAUCGCCUCGUCUGUCUUCAUCACCCUCGUGCCACCACGGAGGGACGUGGCUACCAAGGAGAAAACCCAACGGGAGCCACAGCCAGAUGGGGCCGAGGGCCCCAGCACCCAGCACCCCCAGAUCCUGCUGUCACCCACUACAUUGCCCAACAGAGAAACCCACCCAGUGGCCCCUUCCUCCCCACCAGUCCUCCCCCUCUCUGAAGUGCCCCAGCCCCUGUCCGCACUGAGUCUGGCACUGCAGCAAUUGGACCUUGCAGCACCCGCCACCCUCCAGGCCCCUUCCACCUUCCCUGCUGAAUUGAAGCAGCCCACAUUUUGCCAGGAGCAAGCAGGCAAGCAGCAGUGGCAGUGGCAGGAUGUGAAUGGGUACCCAGAGAGGGACAGCUCCAGAGACAUCUGUGCCUUCUGCCACAAAGCCCUGGGGCCCCAGGAGCCAACAGUGGAGGCAAUGCAGAAGCAGUACCACCCUGACUGCUUCACCUGCCGCACGUGCCACCGACUCUUGGCUGGGCAGCGCUAUUUCCAGAGAGAUGGGUGCCCCACAUGUGACACCUGCUUCCAGGCUACAUUGGAGAAAUGUGCCAAGUGCCAGGGGCUGAUCACAGAGCACAUUGUCCGUGCCCUGGGCAAGGGCUACCACCCCCACUGCUUCUCCUGCACUGCCUGCAGCCGGGCCAUCGGCACUGAGAGCUUUGCCGUGGACGGGCAGGGUGAUGUGUACUGCGUGCCCGACUUCUACAGGAAAUAUGCUGCAGUGUGCAGUGCCUGUGAGCGUCCCAUUGUCCCCCAUGAGGAUGAGGACACCUACAAGAUUGAGUGCCUGGGACGCAGCUUCCACGAGAGCUGCUACCGCUGUGAGAGCUGCAGGAUGCCCCUGUCACUGGAGCUGACAGAGGACGGGUGCUACCCCCUGGAUGACCACCUCCUCUGCAAGUCCUGCCACGUCCGCUGGCGCAAUGAGUCAUCCUGUUGAGACCCUGCAGCUCAUCAACCUCUUCCAGUGCCAGGCACCAAAAAGAGGGUGCCCCCAGUGGGAUGCACCCCAUGGCUGACCCUGGGUGCCUGCUGUACCUCCAAAUUACUGCAGAACUGGAUUUUCACCACCAAAAUGUCCCCAGGACCCUGACCCAGUGGGCUGGUGGGGUAGAGAACUGUGGAUAUGUCCCGGCACAACUCUGCGCUCAUAAUGAAUAUAAAAUGCCCUGACAGAGCAGCAAUGAGGAGUGGAGGUUUUAUUCCUUAUUUCUUUUUUUAAACUGUUUUUUCAAGGCCAUUUUGGUUUUCUUGGGUGGUGUUUCUUUCUUCUUGAGCUUCCUUGGGGUUUCACUGAAAUGUUUCUCUCUGUGGAGAGCAGGCACUGAUUUAGUUACUUGCAGUUAAAUAAAACCCCAAAUUUAAAAACUCGCAUUCCUUUCAUCCACCCUGCAUUCCAAACCUAUCAAAUCCAAGUUUAAAAAUAAGGGAAAAAAGCCAGUUUUGGAUUUUCUAGGCGUGGCAAGAGUUGGGUCGCUCAGGUCUGUAACAGUUGAAUUUAGGGUGUAGUGAUGUGGCAGAUGCUGCUGUCACCUGGGAGAGAGCCGAGUGUUGUUUUUUGAGGUGGAUAUGGGAUCUGGCGAUGUUUUGUGGCGUUGAUAAAAGGGGUUUUGGGGUGGUUUGGGGUUUUUUGUUUUUUGGUUUGGUUUUUUUUUGCUGACUAUCUAUCCCGGAGCCGGCAGAGGGCAGCCGGAGCUCAAAUUCCUCCAUCAGGCAGCAGAGCUCCAGCUAAAAGCACCCCGCAGGACUGGGACGCUGAGAAAGAUGGACAGCCCGCUCUCUGCAUGUUAUCCAAGAUUGUAUCGCUCUGCCAGUGGAAGCUUUUUGAUCUCCUCUCAGUCCAGGCCUCAAAGAGCAGAAAUUAGACCACUUCUCUGUAUGCCCAACAUCUGCGCAACCGAUGUUGCUGGUGCUUAGUGGUUUUGUUUGCGAGGGCAUUGCAAACCAGGCGGAGAAACAUUUUAACUUUCUUUUUAACCAGAAGUGUUUAAAAAGCCACAAAUCAAGAGCAGAAAAUAGCAAGAGCAUGUGAAAUGAUGUUUAAUGCUUUCCUGAUGGAAAGUGGGAGCUGUAAACAAAGAAAACAACACCAGACCAGCAGCUCCUGCAUCACAUACAUCUCCAGCAUGUGCUGUGUUUAUGAAUGAAGGGGUUAAUGAUGGUUAAUUAAUCACAUCAAUACCUAUUUCCUCUUCCCCGUCUACAAAGCUGAUUACUCAGUGUUUGUUACCGAGCAUCUCCGGGCCAUCAAUCAGGUCAUAACUUGCUUUAAACAUAUUUAUAAAUAAGUUGUGGUCUAUCCUGGUCACGUAAGUUGGUGGCUGUGGGUCUGGUUGUGUGGGAACUCCUU